Molecule: messenger RNA, 541 nt
Organism: Zingiber officinale
Lineage: Eukaryota; Viridiplantae; Streptophyta; Magnoliopsida; Zingiberales; Zingiberaceae
Product: heat shock factor-binding protein-like
Exons: 5
Coding region: 123-404 (93 amino acids)
Biological process (GO): cellular heat acclimation
Cellular component (GO): nucleus; cytosol
Molecular function (GO): transcription corepressor activity
Source: RefSeq, a predicted model, not a curated record
UGAGUCAUGUUACCACGGCCGUUACGUUGUUAAAUAUCUAUCCCAUUCGCUCUCAUCUUCUCCACUUUCUUUCCUCCUCCGAAAACAGCGCGAGGAAGAGCCAGAAACGAGAGGGCUUCGGCAUGGCCGGCUCGAACACCGGAGGAGGCGUCAAGGUCGAACAAGAUUCAGAGUACCCAACACAAAGCACUGCUGACAUGACUGCAUUUGUCCAAAACCUUCUUGUGCAAAUGCAAAAUAGGUUCCAGGCUAUGUCCGAGGGCAUUCUUUUGAAGAUAGAUGACAUGGGAAGCAAGAUUGAUGAACUGGAGCAGAGCAUCAACGACCUCAAAGCUGAGAUUGGGGUGGAGGAUGCAGCAAAACCAAAGCCACAGGAAGACAAGCUCUCUCAUGAUGCUGCAUGAGGUAAUCAACCAUGGCUCAACUAUUUUUAAGAGUGUGAUUCUGUCAUUAAUAUGUUACUUAUACUUUGGCAGUGUUUCUGGAAGACUAAUUAAUUAUUAUGAACAAUUAAUUUAAUUACAUUAUUAUGGUUUUCUUA